Molecule: messenger RNA, 4428 nt
Organism: Apodemus sylvaticus (European woodmouse)
Lineage: Eukaryota; Metazoa; Chordata; Mammalia; Rodentia; Muridae
Gene: Znf335
Product: zinc finger protein 335
Exons: 28
Coding region: 141-4163 (1340 amino acids)
Biological process (GO): regulation of gene expression; positive regulation of neurogenesis; brain development
Cellular component (GO): nucleus
Molecular function (GO): RNA polymerase II cis-regulatory region sequence-specific DNA binding
Source: RefSeq, a predicted model, not a curated record
CGGCUGAUGGGUUCCUCCGCGACGGGGGUGAGAGGAUGGCGACCUCGUCGAUGCCGGAGUCGGAGAGCGACACAGCAGCCAGAGGCUCAGAGUGAAAGCCUCAUACCGUGCACUUCGCUGUCAGUCGGUCCCCAGAACCGAUGGAGGAGAACGAGGUGGAGAGCAGUAGCGACGCGGCCCCUCGGCCUGGCCAGCCAGAGGAGCCUUCUGAGAGUGGCCUGGGUGUGGGAACCUCGGAAGCUGUGUCCGCGGACAGCAGCGACGCUGCAACCACCCCAGGAUUAACGGAGGCCGACGACUCUGGCGUGGGGCAGAGCUCAGACAGUGGCAGCCGCUCUGUGGAGGAGGCAUCCGAGAGCAUUUCAACAGACCCCUUGCCUCAUGGCUACCUCCCUGACUCAUCUUCUGUGUCCCGGGGACCAGUGGCAGAGGUGCCUGGUGGUCCCCCAGCCCUGGUGCACUCCAGUGUUCUCCCAGACCCCAGCAUGCUGGUGUCUGACUGCACAGCUUCCUCUUCAGACCUAGGCUCUGCCAUUGAGAAGAUCAUUGAAUCUACCAUUGGUCCGGACCUCAUCCAGAGCUGCAUCACUGUGACCAGUGGUGAGGAAGGAGGAGCUGAGACCACACAGUACCUGAUCCUGCAGGGCCCAGAUGAUGGUGCUCCCAUGGCGUCAUCAAUGUCUGCGUCCGCCUUGGCCAACAGUCUGGUGGCCAUUGAAGCCCUGGCUGACGGUCCCACAUCCACAUCUGCAUGCCUCGAGCCUCCUGAGGAGCUCCAGGGAGAGCCCAGCUCUGUGGCCCAGCGACCCCCUGCACCUGUUCCUGAGGAGCUGGACCUGCAGAGCCUGGAGGCCAUGAUGGAGGUGGUGGUUGUUCAGCAGUUCAAGUGCAAGAUGUGCCAGUACCGCAGCAGCACCAAGGCCACCCUGCUUCGCCACAUGCGGGAGCGGCACCUCCGCCCAGCACUAGCAGCACCACCAGCAACAGCAGCAACUGGUAAAAGGGGCCGUGUACGGAAGUGGGGCGCUUCCACCAAGAUCACAGAGGAGGAAGGGCCAGAGGAGGAGGAGGAAGAGGAAGAUGACAUUGUGGAUGCCGGAGCAAUUGACGAUCUGGAGGAGGACAGUGACUACAAUCCUGCUGAAGAUGAGCCCCGGGGCCGGCAGCUAAGGCUCCAGCGUCCCACACCCAGCACCCCAAGACCCCGGCGGAGGCCUGGCCGGCCCCGAAAGCUGCCUCGCCUAGAGACUUCAGACCUCCAUGAUGGCAUAGGAGAGCCUCUAGUGAGUUCCCAGAGCACACAGAGCCCUCCAGAGCUGCAGGAUCUUGAGACUCCCAGUUCCUCGGACCUGAGGGCCCUGGGCAAGGUGGGGAGGGGCCUGGUGGAAUCUGGUGUGAGUCAGUCAGAUGCUGAGAACGCAGCCCCAUCUUGCCAAGAUGAAGCUGAUGCCCCGCCCCGCCGCCGUGGCAGACCUUCCAGAAGGUUCCUAGGGAAGAAAUACCGAAAGUACUACUACAAGUCUCCCAAGCCACUGCUCAGGCCUUAUCUGUGCCGCAUAUGUGGCUCGCGCUUCCUGUCCCACGAAGACCUUCGCUUCCACGUCAACUCCCAUGAGGCUGGUGACCCACAGCUCUUCAAGUGCCUGCAGUGCAGCUACCGCUCCCGCCGCUGGUCCUCACUCAAGGAGCACAUGUUCAACCAUGUGGGCAGCAAACCCUACAAGUGUGACGAAUGUAGCUACACCAGUGUCUACCGUAAGGAUGUCAUUCGACACGCGGCGGUGCACAGCCAGGACCGAAAGAAGAGGCCGGAUCCGACCCCAAAGCUGAGCUCUUUCCCUUGCCCAGUGUGCGGCCGUGUUUACCCCAUGCAGAAGAGACUGACCCAGCACAUGAAGACUCACAGCGCUGAGAAGCCACACAUGUGCGAUAAGUGUGGAAAGUCCUUUAAGAAGCGCUACACCUUCAAAAUGCACCUGCUCACACACAUCCAGGCUGUUGCCAACCGCAGAUUCAAGUGUGAGUUCUGCGAAUUUGUUUGUGAGGACAAGAAGGCACUGUUGAACCACCAGCUGUCCCACGUGAGCGACAAGCCCUUCAAAUGCAGCUUUUGUCCCUAUCGCACCUUCCGUGAGGACUUCCUGCUGUCUCAUGUCGCUGUCAAGCACACAGGAGCCAAGCCCUUUGCCUGUGAGUACUGCCACUUCAGCACUCGCCACAAGAAGAACCUGCGCCUACAUGUACGCUGCCGCCACGCAAACAGCUUUGAGGAGUGGGGACGGCGCCACCCGGAGGAGCCCCCGUCCCGCCGCCGCCCCUUCUUCUCUCUGCAACAGAUAGAAGAACUGAAGCAACAGCACAGUGCGGCCCCUGGCCCUCCCCUCAGCUCCUCAGGACCCGAGGCCCCCCAAGAACCAGCACCUUUCCAGUCACCUGAGACUCCCCCGCUACUCUGUCCUGAUGCCCUAGGUGGUGCCACAAUCAUCUACCAGCAAGGAGCCGAGGAACCCACUGCAGUGGCCACUCAGACAGCCUUGGAUCUGCUGUUGAACAUGAGCGCCCAACGAGAGCUGGGCGCCACAGCCUUGCAGGUGGCCGUGGUGAAGUCUGAGGGCAUGGAGGCAGAGCUGACAUCCACUGGUAGGCAGCCCUCCCCUGAAGACACCACUGCACAGGUGGUGACACUUCACAUGGCAGAGUCAGGGAGCAGUGUGGCAGCUGAGAGCCAGCUAGGCCCAUCUGACCUACAGCAGAUCGCCUUGCCACCUGGGCCAUUUGGUGGGGCCAGUUACAGCGUCAUCACGGCACCCUCAGUGGAGGGGAGGACGUCAGCCUCAGGCCCACCUUACAGGGAAGAAGCUCCAGGGGAGGCAGCCCAGGCUGUGGUUGUGAGCGACACCCUCAAGGAGGCUGGCACCCACUACAUCAUGGCAGCUGAUGGAACCCAGCUGCAUCACAUUGAGUUGACUGCUGAUGGCUCCAUCUCCUUCCCAAGCCCAGAUACUCUGGCCCCUGGAACCAAAUGGCCCCUGCUGCAGUGUGGAGGGCCACCCAGAGAUGGUCCCGAGGUUCUGUCUCCAACAAAGACCCACCAUGCGGGAGGCGCCCAGGGCUCUCCCACCCCGCCCCCUGCUGCCAACCACACCCUAGGCCUGGUCGUACCCCCCUCCCCACCGUCUAUAGCAGCUUCAUCAACAAAGAAGUUCUCCUGCAAGGUGUGCUCAGAGGCCUUCCCUAGCCGCGCAGAGAUGGAGAGUCACAAGCGGGCCCAUGCUGGGCCUGCUGCCUUCAAGUGCCCUGACUGCCCGUUCAGUGCUCGCCAGUGGCCCGAGGUCCGGGCUCACAUGGCACAGCACUCAAGCCUAAGGCCCCACCAGUGCAAUCAGUGCAGCUUCGCCUCCAAGAACAAGAAGGAUCUGAGGCGGCACAUGCUAACACAUACCAACGAGAAGCCUUUCUCAUGCCACGUCUGUGGGCAGCGUUUCAACAGGAAUGGACACCUCAAAUUCCACAUCCAGCGACUACACAGCAGCGAUGGGAGAAAGACGGGGACUUCUACAGCCCGAGCCCCAGCCCAGACCAUAAUCCUCAAUAGUGAAGAGGAGACACUGGCUACACUACACACUGCCUUCCAGUCCAGUCACGGGGUUCUGGGUACAGAACGGCUACAGCAAGCACUGAGCCAGGAGCACAUCAUUGUGGCUCAGGAACAGACAGUGACCAAUCAGGAGGAAGCUACCUACAUCCAGGAAAUCACGGCAGAUGGCCAGACGGUACAGCAUCUGGUGACCUCAGACAACCAGGUUCAGUACAUCAUCUCUCAGGACGGUGUCCAGCACUUACUGCCUCAGGAGUACGUUGUGGUCCCUGAUGGCCAUCAUAUCCAGGUCCAGGAAGGCCAGAUCACACACAUCCAGUAUGAGCAAGGUACUCCAUUCCUUCAGGAGUCCCAGAUCCAGUACGUACCCGUGUCCCCGAGCCAGCAGCUCGUCACCCAGGCUCAGCUUGAAGCUGCAGCACAUUCUGCCGUUACAGCGGUGGCCGAUGCUGCCAUGGCCCAGGCCCAGGGCCUGUUUGGCCCUGAGGAGGCAGUGCCGGACCACAUUCAGCAGCUGCAGCAUCAGGGCAUCGAGUACGACGUCAUAACCCUCUCGGAUGACUGAGCUCCAGAGGCCCAACGCUGACCGUGGAUAUCAGGCCCGCUCUCCUGCAGACUAGGGACUUUCCUGUCCGACCUAGGGCCUCCAGAUACUGGACAGUUAGUGUCUCUUGACUCCAAAGGAGCCAGACCUGUGCUCUUGGGGGGGCAACCAAGGGCUCCAGCUGGGACAUGCUGGGUGCCUCAGCCUGCUGGCAGGCUUGGAGAGAAAUUUAUUUUUGUUUUGAUGGACCCACUGGCUCCUGUCUCAAUAAAGGGACCAGAGUCCA